AUGACUUAUAUUAGGGGGAAGAAUUUGUACAUCCUAAGUCUCUUAAGUAAAACAUAGUGCCUGAAGUUUGUUUUGACAAAUAAUUUUUCUGUGAAUAAAAAUAAAUAAAUUCGUAAAGAUGAAUUUUGAAAUCCUGGAUUUACUUGAAGAUGAUGUUGAAGUUCUCGAAAUUUUAGAAGUAGGAGUGCCACGCCAAAUAUAUGAGAGAAAAGAAUAUUUCUAUUCUUUUGAUGAACUUUCUUUUUAUAAAAGAUUUCGUUUAACGAAGGAUAUAACAGUUAAUAUUUUGGAGCAAAUCGAAAGCUCGCUUGAAUGUCCAUUAAACCGUAAUAAUUCAAUUGCUCCUAUUAACCAACUUUUGGUUGCUUUACGUUUUUUUGCUACUGGGAAUCACCUUCUGAGUAUAGCUGAUUUUGGAGGGAUGCAUGUAUCGACAGUAUCAAGAAUUGUUUUGCGAGUUUCAACUGCAUUAGCUAGACUUGGAGUAAAUUACAUAAAAUUUCCAGAGACCACAUCUGACAUUUUGAAAACUAAGCGAGAGUUCUUCGAUAUCGCAUCCUUUCCAAAUGUAAUCAGUGCCGUUGAUGGCACACAUGUGAGAAUUCAGUCUCCUGGUGGGCUUGAUGCAGAGGUUUUCCGCAAUAGAAAAAGUUAUUUUUCUGUAAAUGUACAAGCAGCUUGCAACGCAAAAAUGAUUUUUACAAAUGUGGUAGCUAGGUGGCCUGGAUCUACCCAUGACGCCACUAUUUUUAAUAACUCAAGUCUUAGAGCUGUUUUUGAAGGAGAUUCGUUUAUGAAUGUUGAUGGUUUCAUUUUAGGUGAUUCGGCCUAUCCACAAAAAACAUAUCUGAUGACACCACUCCUAAAUCCACGCACCUCAGCUGAGCAACUUUAUAAUGAAUCUCAAAUUCGUUCAAGAGGUGUUAUUGAGAAAGCGUUUGGAAUUCUCAAAAGAAGAUUUCCCGUUUUAGCUUAUGGUGUUCGACUAAAACUAAGUACUGUUUUAAGCAUAAUUGUUGCAACUUGUGUUUUACACAACAUAUUGCGGCAAAAUGGAAUAAUGGAUGAAUCACCUGAGAGUUUGGACUUCAGUGAAGAAGAUCUACAAAAUGCAAUUACUAGCGGACAAGUUGAUAACAUUCCAUAUAACAAUUCUAACUCAACGUCUAACAAUUCAGGAAUGCAGAAACGCUUACAUUUAAUUAAUAAUUAUUUCGCACGUCUGUAAAAAUGGUUAAGUUCUAAAUAAAAAUCAAAUUACAAAAAAUUGGCAAUAGUUUUUAGUUUCCGGGUUUUGUUUUCAUGAUAGAAUCACUGACCCAAUUAUGGAAUACACUCAUAUGUAGGUGUAUAAAGGCUGUUACCAUACCAUUUGUAAAUCUUCUCUGGGGUUUGAUUCAAAAAACAAAUUUCAAAAAAAUUAAAACAACUAUUUUAUUUUUAAUAAAUUAUGUUUAAU
Episyrphus balteatus (marmalade hoverfly) is the source of this 1459-nucleotide messenger RNA. Its product is annotated as putative nuclease HARBI1. The transcript has 4 exons. NCBI's taxonomy places the organism in Eukaryota, Metazoa, Arthropoda, Insecta, Diptera, Syrphidae. The record is from RefSeq and is a predicted model, not a curated record. The coding region runs from base 119 to 1228 and encodes 369 amino acids.